Messenger RNA from Acytostelium subglobosum LB1, 807 nucleotides. RefSeq lists its product as hypothetical. The coding region runs from base 1 to 807 and encodes 268 amino acids. NCBI's taxonomy places the organism in Eukaryota, Evosea, Eumycetozoa, Acytosteliales, Acytosteliaceae. The transcript has a single exon. Gene Ontology annotation, molecular function: hydrolase activity. The record is from RefSeq and is a predicted model, not a curated record.
AUGUUCAAGGUUGUUGCAUCAGAUUUGGAUGGAACUCUGCUGGCUCCAGAUCACAGUCUUACAACACUGGCAAAGGAAACACUACAGACUCUAUCAAAGAACAAGGGAGUGGAUGUUGUAUUGGCAACUGGUAGACAUCAUGUUGAUGUCGCAAGAAUUAGAAACAACCUCAAUAUCGAUCAUGGCUACUUCAUUGCAUCGAAUGGCGCAGUCGUACAGAACAGUGCUGGAGAGAUCAUCUUUGAACAUGUCAUUCCUGCAGAGCUGGCCGCAAGACUCUACGACUUGGUCAAGGACGACAAGGAGAUCUUAACGAACGUCUAUCGCAAGGAUGAAUGGCACAUGAACAACGAUGUACCCGAGGUGAAGAAGUGGUUCACCGAGUCAAACUUCACAUACAAGGUGUUCAAGCACGACGGAUCGCUGCCGCUCGACGGCGUUCACAAGGUGUUCUACGUGUCGUUGAACCACGAUCGCCUGCUCCAACUCGAGCAGCAACUCAUUGAAUCCUUCCCAGAUGUGGCCGUGUGCUUUGCCUCCACCUUCUCACUCGAGGUGAUGCAGAAGGGUGUGAGCAAGGGCAAUGCUCUGGAAGAGGUUGUCAAGCUACUUGGACACACCAUGCAGGAUGUUGUAUCGUUUGGCGACAGCAUGAACGACUUGGAGAUGUUGUCAAUGUCUGGUAAAGGAUGUCUAAUGGAGAAUGCCCAACAGAGACUCAAGGACAGUCUGCCGAGCAAUGAUAUAAUUGGAUCAAACACAAGCGAUGCAGUACCAAACUACUUGCGCCGUAUCUAUUCAUUAUGA